Molecule: messenger RNA, 2140 nt
Organism: Condylura cristata (star-nosed mole)
Lineage: Eukaryota; Metazoa; Chordata; Mammalia; Eulipotyphla; Talpidae
Gene: SCML2
Product: sex comb on midleg-like 2 (Drosophila)
Exons: 15
Coding region: 68-2140 (690 amino acids)
Biological process (GO): regulation of DNA-templated transcription
Cellular component (GO): nucleus
Molecular function (GO): protein binding
Source: RefSeq, a predicted model, not a curated record
UCGGUGUGACAGAAUUUCGCUCUUUCCGCGGACGAGACCCGAGGAAAGAAGCCCAGAAAGACAUACCAUGGGGCAAACAGUGAAGGAAGAGUCAAUGGAUGCCAAGAAGGAGAAUCAAGAGAAAGCAAGUCAAUCAAGCACAUCUUCUGUGCAGAAUGAUGAUUUUCAGUGGGAGAAUUACUUGAAAGAGACUGGUUCUUUAAGUGCUCCUUCAGAGUGUUUUAGACAGUCUCAGAUUCCACCAGCCAAUGACUUCAAAGUUGGUAUGAAAUUGGAAGCCCAUGAUCCUCGAAAUACUACUUCGAUAUGUAUUGCUACAGUCAUCGGCACUACAGGUGCCAGGCUUCGUUUAAGAUUGGAUGGCAGUGAUAAUAGAAAUGAUUUUUGGAGACUUGUUGAUUCUCCUGACAUACAGCCUGUUGGGACGUGUGAAAAGGAGGGGGAUUUACUUCAGCCUCCACUGGGGUACCAGAUGAAUGUGUCAUCUUGGCCGAUGUUCCUUUUACGAACAUUGAAUGGAUCGGAAAUGGCACCUGCAACAUUCUUUAAGAAGGAACCACCAAAGCCACCUCUAAAUAAUUUUAAAGUGGGGAUGAAACUGGAAGCUAUAGAUAGAAAAAAUCCGUAUCUCAUCUGCCCUGCAACGAUUGGAGAUGUUAAAGGAGAUGAAGUUAAUAUCACAUUCGAUGGCUGGAGUGGAGCGUUUGAUUACUGGUGCAAGUAUGAUUGUCGAGAUAUUUUUCCAGUCGGGUGGUGUCGCCUAACAGGAGAUGUAUUACAGCCACCGGGAACUAAUGUUUCCAUUACCAAGAAUAUAGCCAAAGCAACCCAGCGUUCAAUGCAGACUUCACAGAAAACUGCUGUAAUAUUACCAACACAGCAGAUCAAGAAAUCAGGUCGGGCUAAACCACCAGUCCCCAAGAAGAGAGCUUCUGUUAAAAAUCCCACCCCAAGGAAAAGAGGGACAACUUCAGGAAGAAAGGAAAAGCCUUUUCCUGCCUUUUGUUCCACCUCUUCAGCUUCUAUAAGUGCAUUAGCCAGAGAACGUGGCUUUUCAUAUGAUAAGAAUAUCUCUUCUGGAAUGUGUAAAAUAGUGAUGUCUACAGUGUGUGUCUAUAUAAACAAAAAUGGAGACUGUGGUCCUCACUUGGACCAGAAGAAAAUCCAGCAGCUGCCUGACCACUUUGGCCCUGGCCCAGUUAAUGUGGUUCUUCGGCGGACUGUGCAGGCCUGUGUGGAUUGUGCCUUUCAAAGUAAGACUGUUUUUGGAUUUCUUAAGCCAGAUCAUCGUGGAGGAGAAGUGAUAACUGCUACCUUUGAUGGGGAAACUCAUUCCAUCCAGCUCCCUCCGGUGAAUAGUGCAUCAUUUGCGCUUCGCUUUCUUGAGACCUUGUGCCACAACCUGCAGUGUGAUAACCUUUUGAGUAGCCAGCCUUUUAGCUCUUACAGAGGUAAUACCCAUAGCCUUGCAGAACAUGAUAAAAAUAAAUCAGUAAAAGAAGAUGUAGAAAACAAAAGCAUCAAACGACCUUCUGAGCAACCUCCACCUUAUAUUAUUCCGCUCUCUCCUAAACUACCCAAAACAAUGGUGCAAGCCACUAAAGAAGAACCAUUGUCUUCUGAGGGCAGUAGCAUGCCCAAAUUGGAGAAGCUUCCUGACGAUUCUAAGACUCCACCACUAAAUCCAGCAAGUUCUUUGAAUCCUGUCUGCAGAAUUCCUAUGAGCAUGUCUACUGUAGUCUUGAAGAAUUUUUCUCAAAGUAUGCCAGGCAUCUCAAGCUCAGCACUGGUGGGGACCACAUCAUCUACCAAGAGUAGUCACCAUGAAGUGAAAUUCCAAGUACAGAGGAAAAAUGAAGCUCCAAGUUAUAUAGCUGUACCUGACCCCAGUGUCCUGAAACAAGGCUUCUCUAAGGACCCUUCAACCUGGUCUGUGGAUGAAGUGAUACAGUUUAUGAAACAUAAAGAUCCUCAGAUAUCAGGCCCCCUCGCCGACCUCUUCAAGCAACAUGAAAUUGAUGGAAAGGCUUUGCUACUACUCAAGAGUGACAUGAUGAUGAAGUAUAUGGGACUGAAGCUGGGGCCGGCACUAAAGUUAUGUUACUACAUUGAAAAACUUAAAGAAGGAAAAUACAAUUGA